Messenger RNA from Westerdykella ornata, 1553 nucleotides. RefSeq lists its product as uncharacterized. The coding region runs from base 1 to 1455 and encodes 484 amino acids. NCBI's taxonomy places the organism in Eukaryota, Fungi, Ascomycota, Dothideomycetes, Pleosporales, Sporormiaceae. The transcript is spliced from 2 exons. The record is from RefSeq and is a predicted model, not a curated record.
AUGGCCUUCACAGGGCGAUCCGGCUCCAGCAGACGGGGCGGUUCCGGGAGCAGAGGAGGUAGAGGCGGAUACUCUCGCAUCAAUAAUCGCCACAAAUAUCCCAAGCCCGAUCUAUCCAAAGAUCCUUUGGGAGGCCUGAUAACAACCAUAAGCAACAGCGACCUCACCAACCCAGAUGGCGCUGUGGAGAAUCCCGAGAUCACGGAGUGCGCAUAUAUUGCCUCUUACACUUGGACGAACGAGGCAAGUCCAACCAUUGUGGUCCCUGGCAAACCUCCCUUGUGGACUCCACCGCAUGGCCCUCAACAACUCCGCGAGGAUGAAGGCGAGUUUUUCCGGGAUCCCAAUGCUGCAAGAUUCCCGGUGCAUCCCACCGAGCCUGCAGUCCGAACAAUCCUCAAAUAUGCUCCUGGAUACCCGACCUCCAGUAUCAACAUCUUCGCCUGCGGAAGCACGCUUGGGCAUCUGCUUCGGUUCGUCCGACAUGUUGAUAAGCCAUUUCGCUUCAAAGUGGAACUAAUCGGAAACACUGUCUUCUUCGCUCGCCAAGAGAACUCUCCAAAAGAACUCAUCAGAGACAUCAGAGGAUUUGGACACACAUUCCCGGACGCCUAUACCACUUGGGAGGCAGACGUGAAAGGCUCCGAAACACAUCAACGGAUGAUCCAGUAUAUGUUCGGUGGUCUCAAGUGUAUUGUUCGGUUCGAAUGCGAUGGAUAUUUCCGUCCGUCGAAAUCCGAUGACUCAGCGCCGGAGUCUGCGAUCGCGGAUGUGAAACCAGCUGCUGAUGAUGACCUUGCGGAGGCUUUACGAGUUACAUCCGUUUCUCAUGACGUCCAAAUCAUUGACGGAGGUGACUCCCUUCGAAUCAAGACCGGAGGGCAAGAGAUUCCACAAUCAUCCAUCUUCGAUCUGAAGACGCGAUCGGGAAAGUACAAGAAAGAAAUCGACAUGACUGACCUCCUUCCGAUGCUCUACCUCAAGCAAAUUCCCAACUUCAUCGUCGCCUACCACGAUGGGGCAGGGUUGUUCCGGCCGGACGAUAUCAAGACGCUGAAGUUGACGGACUCUCUUCGACGAUGGGAGAUAGAGAAUAAGGCCGCUCUGCAGCGCCUAGCCAUUCUCCUUCACAAGCUUAUUGACAUCGCGAAGAACGAUGCCAGAGGGUUGCUAGACGUUUAUUGCCCCGGACCAGAUCGUCUCGAGAUUCAUACACAACACGGGGAGGGGUCUCCUGCACUGCCGCUUGUGUUGAAGGAAGAGUGGGCUGGUAGAGCAGAGGGCAAAGAUGCCGAUUCGGAAUUCUCGGAUGGCGAACGUCCUGCGUUGCGCGACGACAAUGUUGAGUGCAAGGAUGAUGACAGGCCUCUGGAUAGUGACUCGGACGACGAUGAUAGAGACUUCACGGCUUGCUCAGCCGACUCAUGUGGCUAUUGUGGCAAAUGUUCAUACUAGAGCGACCAUAUCUUUCCUUGGCGUUGAUAGAGUUAUGUGGCUUUCCUUUGUGUGUUCCCUGUGCGUGCUUGACAUGGUUGGACGGCUGGUUGAACAGU